Messenger RNA from Panicum hallii, 1061 nucleotides. RefSeq lists its product as uncharacterized. Lineage: Eukaryota; Viridiplantae; Streptophyta; Magnoliopsida; Poales; Poaceae. Bases 58 to 873 code for a protein of 271 amino acids. The record is from RefSeq and is a predicted model, not a curated record. The transcript is spliced from 7 exons.
CGCUUUCAAAGGCAACUCACGUAAUAAGCCGCAAGCAGGUAACGCCUUCCCACCCAGAUGGCGGCGGCGGCGGCGGCGGAGAUCAGGAUGGCCGCCGUCUUCGGCGAGGCCAGACCGGAGAACGGCGACCACGACGCCGAUGCUCUCCCGCGCCGCCCCGUGCUCUUCCACGCCCACGCCCACUUCCAGGGCCCCCUCCGCGUCGUCGCCACCGACCUCCGCUCCCUCGCCUGGCACUGCUCCCUCGACCUCGACGACCUCCAAGACCUUGUACGUCAAGAUGACGUUGGCAUCGGUGGCUCCUGCUCCGACUUCCUCGACUACCUCUAUUCUUCCUUUUCCUCCGCCCAAGUCAAGCUCCUCUUCCCUGCCGCCCAAGGUGCUAAUACUGCUGAGCUUGUGGCUACCAAGGCAAAGGGGCUACCUCGCAUCACAAUCUCUCUCCAUCCUGUUGCUACCUCUGCGCUCGAAGAUGUCAUUGCCGAUUUCUCCCUUGCGCUUUAUGCGUCUUACAAGACUAAGCAGGAACAUGCGUCCAGAGAACAAGAACGAGUGUCGCAGCUCAUGGAAAGUCUAGCAUCUGAAAGACAAAAAAACGAGGUAAUGCAGAAACAACUUGAAGCCCUUUCGUUCCUUGACAGAAGAAAGGCAACAAGGCCAAAAGUGGUGUCUGAUCAGGUUCCAAGUGUAUCUGGUGCACCUCUAAGCUCUGAUCAAGUUAUUGUUCCUGUGCAGCAGCAAACAUUAGUGGCUUCACCUAGCAAAGUUCCUCCUGCUAAAGCUACAAAGCGGGUGGCCCAUGUGUCUAGGAGGGCAAGGGUACGAGGAGCUUUGUUGCAAGAUGCUGAUGAAAAUGAUGAUGGUAGCAGUUAGAUAUUGCUGAUUUACUGUAGUUGAUGAACUCUUUUACAUUUAGGUGAGAAUUAGUUUUGUGGCUGCUUUGCUUAUGUCAAACUUGUAGUCGUCUACGGUUCUGCUGCUCUACAUGAGCUAGCUUGAUGGUGACUGCUGUUCCCCUCCAAGUGUAUCUGCUGUUUCAGUUUGCAGAGCUUGUUUGUGUU